UAACAAUCAUUUUGUUUAAAAAAACUAUAUUUUCCUCUCUUUCCAACCAAAUGUUGUUAUUCAAAAGCAAGAGCUUCUAAAUCCAUAUUUUAAUAUAUUUCAAAAUAUGCAUCGCAACUAUGAAUGAAAUUAGAUGAAACAGCUAGAGAGAAAAAAAAAAGGAUAGAUGAAAUAUUUUAAUUUAAUUUUGAUUAUAGUUCGUUCCAAAUAAAUCCCCAUGUCAAGUAGCAGCAAAAGAUGCUUAGUACUAUUAGAGAAAUGCAAAAACAUGAACCAACUAAAACAAGCACAUGCACAAGUUUUCACAACAGGUCUUGAAAACAAUACCUUUGCUCUUAGCAGAGUUUUGGCUUUCUGUUCAUCACAUUCACAUCAUCAUGGAAGUCUCGCCUAUGCAUUCAGAGUCUUUGAACGCAUUCACGAUCCCACAGUUUGUAUAUACAACACAAUCAUCAAAGCUUUUCUUCUCAAUGGCAAGUUUAACAACACCCUCCACGUGUUUGUUAAAAUGCUUCAGAAAGGAUUGAGACCUGAUAACUACACGGUCCCAUAUGUUUUGAAGGCUUGUGCAGCACUUCAUGAUUGUUCUUUGGGGAAAUUGGUUCAUGGGUAUGGUUCAAAAUUGGGUCUUGUGUUUGAUAUCUUUGUGGGUAAUAGUUUGAUGUCGAUGUAUGUUGUUUUUGGUGAUGUAGUAGCUGCACGAUAUGUGUUUGAUGAAAUUCCUUGUCUAAGUUUAGUGUCUUGGAGUGUGAUGAUUUCGGGGUAUGCAAAAAUGGGUAAUGUUGAUUCUGCUAGAUUGUUCUUUGAUGAAGCACCUGAGAAAGAUAAGGGGAUUUGGGGUGCCAUGAUUUCUGGUUAUGUGCAAAAUAGUUGUUUCAAGGAAAGUCUUUAUUUGUUUCGUUUGAUGCAGUUGACUGAUAUAGUUCCUGACGAGUCUAUAUUUGUGAGCAUUCUUUCUGCUUGUGCUCAUUUAGGAGCUUUAGAUAUUGGUGUUUGGAUUCAUAGAUAUUUGAAUCGAUCGAAGAUGCUACCGUUGAGCGUUCGUUUGAGUACUAGUUUGUUAGAUAUGUAUGCUAAAUGUGGAAAUUUGGAAUUGGCGAAAAGAUUAUUUGAUUCAAUGCAAGAGAGAGACAUUGUAUGUUGGAAUGCUAUGAUUUCUGGUAUGGCGAUGCAUGGAGAUGGAAAGGGUGCAGUCAAGUUAUUCUAUGAUAUGGAAAAAGUUGGUAUGAAACCUGAUGAUAUAACAUUCAUUGCUGUUUUUACUGCUUGUAGUUACUCGGGAAUGGCUUUUGAAGGUUUGAAGCUGUUGGAUAAAAUGUGUAGUGUUUACAACAUUGAGCCUAAAAGUGAACAUUAUGGUUGUUUAGUUGAUUUACUAAGUAGAGCAGGGCUUUUUGAAGAAGCUAUGGUGAUAAUAAGAAGAAUAACCAAUUCAUGGAUUGGCAAUGCAGAGACAUUGGCUUGGAGAGCAUUUCUGAGUGCAUGCUGUAAUCAUGGAAAAACUCAACUGGCUGAAGUUGCAGCUGAGAAAUUGUUGCAGUUGGAAAAUCACAGUGGAGUGUAUGUUUUACUGUCUAAUCUGUAUGCAUCAUCAGGGAAACAUAGUGAUGCAAGAAGGGUUAGGGAUAUGAUGAAAAUUAAAGGGGCAAACAAGGCACCAGGUUGUAGCUCAACAGAGAUUGAUGGAGUUGUCAGCGAGUUCAUUGCUGGCGAAAAAAUACAUCCUCAGAUGGAAGAAAUACACUCGGUUUUGGAGAAAAUGCAUAUGCAGUUAGACUAUAAUCAAUAGAUAUUCACGGGUUAAUUAGGUUCUUUUAAAAUCAUAAUCUUGUUGGUGUGCGGAAUAGUUGGCAGAUAUCUAAGUCCUGUAGACAUAUGGUCAAGGGUUUGGUCCCCAAUCGUUGCAUACAAAAAGAACACCAAUUGGAAGAGAUCAUUUAUCUCAUUUAUUGAUACACCUUGUAGCAAUCCCUUUUUCUCCCAAAGUGGGGACAACAAUUGUGAUUCAUCUUUGAUCUCGUGUAAAGUUAUAUAUUUUUAUCUAAAAAUGUAAUAUUAUACUUCAUCUA
Messenger RNA from Cicer arietinum (chickpea), 2069 nucleotides. RefSeq names its product pentatricopeptide repeat-containing protein At2g20540-like. Lineage: Eukaryota; Viridiplantae; Streptophyta; Magnoliopsida; Fabales; Fabaceae. Gene Ontology annotation, molecular function: RNA binding; protein binding. Gene Ontology annotation, biological process: RNA modification. The record is from RefSeq and is a predicted model, not a curated record.